GUACGUCCCUGAGACAGUGCAGGCAGUGGGUCUCGGUGGAGGAAAAUAGCUAACCGCUUCCGUGUUGUUCUGUGCGGAUCAUAACAGCGAGCUAACUGCGGGAUUACGGGGACUAGCAGCGGGCUGGAGGAUGUGUUUAUAACCCGCGGAAGCAGGGAACUCACCGGUGAAGCCAACAUGUCGCAGACACAGGGGACAAAGAAACGAGACAAGCGGAUUUUAUCCGGUAUCUGCCCGGAUUCCAAAUGCCAGGCGAAGCUCUUCUUCCCUCCGUACGGAUCCAUUAGCAUCGAGUGCACCGAGUGUGGUCAGCGCCACGAGCAGAAGAACCUCCUGAACGUGGAGGAGGUGACCGACCCCGAUGUUGUGCUCCAUAAUCUGCUGAGAAACGCCUUACUCGGGGUUACUGGAGCUCCCAAGAAGGGCACGGAGCUGGUGAAAGUGAUGGGUCUGUCCAACUACCACUGCAAGCUGCUGUCACCCGUCCUCACCCGCUAUGGCAUGGACAAACAAACGGGGAAAGCCACCCUGCUGAGGGAGAUGAACCAGGGCGAGAUCUUUGACUGCUCUCUCCUGGGUGGAAGGGCCUUCCUGAUCGAGCAGGAGCAUGUAUCUACAGUAGGGUAUGGUAAGGACCGGUCUGGAAGCCUCAUAUACCUCCAUGAUACUCUGGAGGAGAUCAAAAAAGCCAAUAAUAACAAAGAAUGUCUCAUUCCUGUCCAUGUCGAUGGAGAUGGCCACUGUCUAGUCCAUGCAGUGUCUAGGGCACUAGUGGGUCGCGAACUCUUCUGGCAUGCACUUAGAGAAAACCUUAAACUCCACUUCAAGCAGAACCUGGACCGCUACAAAGCUCUUUUCCAGGACUUCAUCGACAAUGCAGAGUGGGAGGACAUCAUCAACGAGUGUGACCCUCUCUUCGUCCCUCCGGAAGGUGUCCCACUUGGCUUAAGGAACAUCCACAUAUUUGGUCUCGCCAAUGUCCUGCACCGUCCCAUAAUCCUUUUAGAUUCUCUGAGUGGUAUGAGAAGCUCAGGGGACUACUCAGCCACGUUCCUCCCAGGUUUGGUGCCUGAAGAGCAGUGUAGAGGAAAAGACGGCAUCUUAAACAAGCCCAUCUGCAUCGCUUGGAGCAGCUCAGGUAGGAAUCACUACCUGCCCUUGGUGGGUAUCAAGGGCAUGCCCCUGCCUCGACUGCCUCCCGCUCUGCUGCCCAAGGCGUGGGGCGUCCCGCAGGAGCUCAUCCGCAGGUACGUGAGUUUGGAACCCUGUGGAGGAUGCAUGAUCGGGGGAGACCGAGGCCUGCAAGAGAAGUACCUGCUGCGAUUGGUUGGUGCCAUGGAGGAUGUUUUCAUGGAGAAGCAUGGCAUCCACCCUGCUCUCGUGGCUGAUGUUCAUCAGUACGUUUACAGACGCACAGGGGUGAUAGGCAUUCAGCCUGAAGAAGUUACAGAGGCGGCAAAGAAGUCGGUGCAAGAGAAUCGUCUGCACUGCUGCCUUAUCUGUAAUGCACUGUCUGAACUCCACGUGCCACCUGAAUGGCUGGUGCCUGGUGGAAAGCUCUACAACCUGGCCAAGUCCACUCACGGCACGCUUAGAGGAGACAAGAACUACAGCUUUCCCCUAAACAAUUUGGUUUGUUCCUACUGCCCUGAGAGGGACACAUUGGUGCCUGACUACAAGCUCAGCUCCCUCUCAACCUGCACCUGGUGCCACGGAACCUCUGUGCGGCAUGUCCGUGGCGACGGAUCUGUGGUGUACCUGGAUGGGGACCGCACGACUACACGCUCUCAGGGUGGGAAGUGUGGAUGUGGUUUUAAGCAUUACUGGGAGGGAAAGGAGUAUGACAACCUUCCAGAGGCAUUUCCUAUCACGUUAGAGUGGGGCGGCCGUGUAGUCCGAGAGACUGUUUAUUGGUUCCAGUAUGAACCAGAUCCUUCUCUGAACAGCAACGUCUAUGAAGUUGCGAUGCGCCUAGUCACAAAGCACUUUCCUGGAGAAUUCGGCAGUGAGAUUCUGGUGCAGAAGGUGGUGAACACCAUCCUGCACCACACAGCCAAGAAGAACCCAGAUGAAUACCACCCAGUGGCUUUAGACGGUACUCACGUUCAGGGCCAGGGGCAAGCAGCAGCAGCAGCAGGAGGAGGAGGAGAGGUGCUGGAGUCGGACGCAAACCCCCCAACGAAGAUCAUCCUCACCGGUCAGAAGGGCCGUACUCUGCACAAGGAGGAGCUGGUCAUGAGCCGAGCUGAAAGGAGUCUGCAGCACAGCAUAAGUGAGCAGGCGGCUCUGUCCCAGCGCAGGCGCACCCAGCGCACACGCAUGCAGGACCAGAGUGGAGAGCCACGCCCCACCUCCCCUGCAUCAUCCUCUUCCUCUUCAGCUCCACCCACACCUACAAAGGUCCCCCCAGCUAGUGGGGAGAAGAAGAUCCGUGUGACUACGAGUGAUGGGCGCCAAGCCAUGCUACAGCUGCAGGCCCACACCACCUAUGCAGAUCUUCAAGCCGCUAUUGCCCAGGCCCUCAACCUGCAGCCCCACCAGCAGUGCAUCCGGCACGGCUUCCCCCCAAGGGAGCUUCCACCCCCACCCCCAGAGCAGCAGGACCUACCUGUGCCCCUGCAGCAUGGAGACCGCAUCACUGUGGAGGUGCUGAAAGAGAAAGCUCCGGAUACGUCCGUCGACUCCGAGACACACACAUCAGAUGCUCAUAAUCGCACCCUUACAGAACCCCGCUUCAGGAGGACCGCCAGCCGAGAGAUGCAGGACAACAUUGACCUGGAGAUGUCAUCAUUAUGUCUCCUGGCAACACUGAUGGGUGAAGAUGUGUGGUCCUAUGCUAAGAAGUUACCUCAUCUGUUUCAGCAGGGAGGAGUCUUCUACAACAUUGUCAAGAAAGACAUGGGUCUGCUGGACGGGAAGCACUGCACUCUGCCGCACCUGACCGGUAAGACGUUUGUGUUCAACGCAGCGGAGGAGCGCUUGGAGCUGUGUGUGGACGCUGCAGGACACUUCCCUGUGGGUCCUGAUGUGGAGGACCUCAUCCAGGAAGCCCUGUCCCAGCUCUGCAGUGAGACCUCUUCUCAUAGCCGCGAGGGAAGCCCCGCCCACAGCCUUAAACUGGGAAGUGGAGGGGUGGUCCGGAAGAAGGAACAGACCGUCACUGCCUUCCAGGGCAAAGGUCACUCUCUGGGAUCCACCCCUCUUGAGCACAGGCCAAUCAGGCGGCAGCACAGUAGCGGGGUGGACUUGAGCGGCAGCGCCCGCGGGGAGGGUCUAGCUUUAUCAGGGGAAGACCUUGUGCGUGUGGCUCCGGGCAUGCUCACCCUGCGUGAGGGACGCGGGGGGGUGGAGCUAGAGCCAUCGGCUGUUGAGGCUCAGAGGCGCCGCCUACAGGAGAUGGUGUCCAAUAUACAGGCCUCUAUGGACAAACACUUACGACAGCAGGCCGCAUCUGACGCCGCCACCACUGCCGCCGCCGCCGCCACCACCACAACCACAACCACUAAGAAUGAAGUGAAGGAGGAGGAACCAAACGAGCAAGAUGAGAUGGAGAGCCAGGGGGCGGAGCCUCCGAGCACCUCUGAGCCUAUGGAUCAGUCCUGAUGAAGUGUCGCCUGCAGUUUGUCACGUACAGCUUUCUGAUUUACGCAACACGUACACAUGGAUAGAAGUGUUGUUCACGCACACUGAAACACAUCUUCUUACUAAUCGAUAACAGUGUGCUAUGUGUGUGUGUGUGUGUGUGUGCGUGCGUGCGUGCGUGUGUGUGUGUGCUAAUUGCAUUCCUGAAAAAUUGUUCAGUCUUAAAGGCUUUGUUUGGAGUUAAGCAGAAGUUCUGGCAGAAAAUGUGUUUGUCGCAUUUAAUCAUACAUGCUUUACACAUACACAUGCUUCACACACCCAUGCUUCACACACAUACAUGCUUCAGUGCAGAGCACACUAAGCAAGCUUACAGAGUGUGUGUGUACGUACAACUUUUACCAAACUAGCUGCAUCUGAAGCCUCCUGUAGCAAUUUAUACGCAAAUCAAUAGGAAACGCAUCAGACAAACCUUCAUCUGAACUGGAGUCAUUGUAGUAUUUGGAUAAGUUUGACGAGUUUUUAUCUGAUCCAGAGCUAUAACUCGGAAGGUAAUCAGAACAGUACUGAUUAUUAAGAGGCUCUGUUUGUGUUUGGCUCGGUGAUAGUAAAUAUUCCUAAAGGUAGGAUUUGGCUUGAUGGUUUUGGCUUGAUGGUUAAACUUAGCACUUCCAAUGGAGAUCCUUGAUUUCCUCAUUUUGUUCUUUCAUGGCUGUGUUCUUUUUUUUUUAUUUGUGUGUUUGGAUAGGAUAUCAAAACUCAACAACUCUACAAACACAGUGAAAAUGCUACAAAUACUAGACAAAAGUCAUUAAUGUCUAAUGUCAUCAGCAGCCAGAGUCCGAGAAAGAGCGUAUAAUGGCCAUACCCUCCAACCUUAUCACUCCUAAAAUAUAAGUAAUUAUGUUCAGCACAGGCAUCUGUUAGCUGAUGUAUGAGAGCUGGGGAACUGGCUCCUUCCUCCAAACGCGACGACUGCUUUGUGAUGCUGCAUCUGCAGCAGCUCUAAAAGAGACGGAAUCUGACUACACACGUAUCAGAGGAGGCAUGUGCUAGUCUUCACCUUCCUAGUGAUGGGGGCAUUACUAGUAAUAGGGAGAGUGUAUAUGAACAAGGAUUGGGUUUCUAAAUUAGGAAAGAAAUGGGAUGAAUUUUUUUUUUUUAGGUGUUAAUUUGGGCUUUAAAAGCCAAUAGUCAUUUUGAAGAUUUUGCAGAUGAAGUUGAUUAGGUUUGAUUAUGUGGUUAGGAGAAUGCUGAUGUUUGUGCAAUACAGAGCUUUUUAAUUUGAUUAACAAUGUGAAGGAGCAGAUUUAAAGCUGUACUAACAGGCAAGUGUUUUUUCCAAGCUGGAUUCCUGACCUCUUAGUGUUCCUACUGUCUCAGAGUGGAACGGCCUUCUCUCCUGAUUGGUUAAUCUAAAUGAUAAGGCAGUUUCCGCCAGACAGGGAUGAAGCCUAGUCUUGGAGUGCAUGGCAUUUUGAAUGGAUAUUUUCCAUUUUCAUUGACUAGGCUUUAUCCCUGCUGGAAACUGACAAUCAAUUUUAGUUCUGUCUGUUAUCUCCCGGUUUAGGUUUAGGGUGUACGGUUGAUCUCAGUGUGGAUCUCCUAGGUCUGGAUUGGAGAUGCGAUGAAGUGAACAUAGCUUCAUUCUGAUUGGAGGUUCGAGUUGAGGGAGGUUUACAUACGUUUACAUUUGCCACUGGCAUGGCAGUCUUACACACAAACUGCUUUUGUCUCCAACACACACACACACCACAUACACCACAUACACACCCAUGCAGCCUUAACAGUCAUUAAGUUUUACCUAUAACCAAUGCUACACACUCUUAAACACACAUACACACACAUCCUGCCCGAACCCUUGUUUAGUUUUCUUUUUUUUUCCAUACAGAGUGAUCUCUCUGUGUCUUUGGGUGGAAAGAGGAGUGGACGAGGCUAAGGGGGAGGUGUCUUAAAAAUGGAAUUUUGUCUAGGUUUAGGUAUGACGAGCAUGAUGAUGGGCAAAAAAAAAAAAGAAAAGAAAACCUAUAUAGGAGGAUGUUAUUUUCCGCUCAAUGGCUUUGCACUGUCAGCACUCGGGACUGGGAAGAAUAGAGUAGAAUGAUUAUUAGUACUGCUAUUAAUAUUAGUAAUGAUUGAUUCAGAUGAAAUCUGAAUUUCAGACAGACAUGAUAAGUGCAGUGUGUUGCUCUCUGGCUGUUGGAGUGGUGGCCUGUAAGUUGUGUAUUAUAAUAGUAUAUAUUGUACUAUACUUUAUCCUGUACAUAUAUUCUGGUUGUUUUUUCUUUCGGUUUGUUCUUUCUCUGCCAAUAAACCAGUUUAAAGAGCCCACACAGCUGAAGUGUUUGCGGUUUGCAUGUGCAAUGAAUUUUCAGCAUAACAACCGAAUAAAGUUGAUGCCUCUCUGCAAA
Molecule: messenger RNA, 5990 nt
Organism: Astyanax mexicanus (Mexican tetra)
Lineage: Eukaryota; Metazoa; Chordata; Actinopteri; Characiformes; Acestrorhamphidae
Gene: vcpip1
Product: valosin containing protein (p97)/p47 complex interacting protein 1
Exons: 3
Coding region: 178-3603 (1141 amino acids)
Biological process (GO): protein K11-linked deubiquitination; Golgi reassembly; protein K48-linked deubiquitination
Molecular function (GO): cysteine-type deubiquitinase activity
Source: RefSeq, a predicted model, not a curated record